CCGUCGACGGGAACGAGAGUGCUGUCAAGCGAGGAGCGAUGAGCAGCGCGGACGGCGCUCACCAUGGCCACCACGAGGCAAGGAAGGUCAAAACUACCCUCAUCAUCGAGGUCGCUCUCGACGACGGCGUGUUUGUCAACCCCACGUUUCGGUACAAAUUCCUCGACGGUAGCAAGAAGGUGACCCCACCUGUGGGGACAGCCGGCUCAUGGGUACCCAUCGCUGCGGACGGGACGGCGGGGGUCGCACCAGCACCCAACGCGCCAGCCUCCAAUGCCAAAGCCCCGCCGUCGGCACGCCAAGGCCAGGGAACGGCAGACAAUUCGUCCUCACCUGUAGACCUCGGUCCCAAGUACUUUCGCCACGAACAGCACAUUCCUGACUUUGACAUCACCGAAGCAUUCGCCCUGAAACUCAACGACAACCCUAUCGUAACGUUCUUUCUGGCGGACCAGACCCCUGGCCAAGCUGCGACGGCAGUGACCGAGCACAACCAGACGACGACGCCCACCGUCGGACGCAACUUUAUCACGUUCUUUGAGGUCGACACAAGUCCGCUUCUAGCAGGGGACCUUGUCCUCGAGCAACAAUGGGGCUGCGACGUCGCUGCCAAGGACAUGCACUUACCCCUCGGUGCCCCAUUCGUCAACGCUCACGGGAUCCAUUCCGUGACGAUUCGCAUCAAAGUCGACCAUCCCCUGUUGUCGCCAGCGCUAGUGCAGUCCUUGAACCCACUCACCGUUUGUAUACGAAAAGCUACGAAUCUCCCCGGCAUCACCGUCCAGUCGAAGCCACUCUUGCAAUACAUCACACCCACGCCGCACACUGCCCUUCACAAGUGCUGUGUUCCAGCGUACGCGUCGCUGCGAAUGCCUAUGUGUCCCCAGCGCAUUGUGCGGACGUCAGGAAUUCUGCAGGACACCGACGUUGCGUGGGACCAUAAAAGCACGUUCUUGUGUGGGCCGCUGGACUGGCCGUCGCUCGAAGAAAGCUUGCAGGCAGGUCAUGUCGACGUCGAGCUUCACGACCGCGAUAUCCAACUCGACCGCGAAUACGCCGAGCUCGUGAAAAAGUGGGAGAGUUACGUCGGUGGGCGCUUCCCAGACAGUUCGCACCCCCCUACCCACGACCACCAUCCACCGAAUGCGAAACUCGACGUCUUUCAAGUCGACGAAAUUGCCAAGCAAGACAUUCAGAGCCUCUACUUUGUCCGCGCAGGCGAUUGCAAUGCCCACGGUGUGGGCAUGUACCGUUUCUACGAGCUCCUCCGCACGACAAACCUCAAGAAGCAGGAAGCGGGCAAACCCUUCAUGACGCUGAAACUCACGGCAGACAUCGUACCGCACAAGCGCCGCAUUCCUCCAAAGGAAGGGUCGGACGAAGACAUCAACCUGUCUCAAGUGGAUAAGCUCGUUCGAUUGCCCGGGUCGUACUUGAACUGCCUGACGGCAUUGGCGGUGGAAGCGACGCUGCAGAACCCCCUUGGAAGCAACCCCCCGACCGGACCCCCGACGCCUUGCAAACACGGAGGAGGGGUGUUUACCCGCAUGGUCGUCGUCAUUCCGUACAACGACGUGGCAACGCUCCAGAACAUGUCCAAAGCCAUGGAAAGCAUCAACUCGGCGGCGUUGCCGGGGGUCCCUCUCCGGUCGUACUUGCUCACGGCGGCCCAAAAGGAGGCUUGCGACAGCGGCGAUUUGAACGUGAUCACAGGAUUCCAAGUCAUCGAUGCGCACUACCGCAUGAUAUUUUUGGAAGGCAUUGCAGAGACCGGGCUCGCGACUCUGCACAAGAUGGUGCCUCGGACGGCGGCCAAUUCACGCACUGGGUUUCGCAUGUUCGCCAACCCAGACGUACGCUUCGUCAGUCGGCUCUACACGGCAUUCGACGUUGACAUGAAGCGGAUCAAGCUGCGGGACCCUCUUCCUGACAUCGUCAAACGCCCAGAACUGUACAUGCGGUCCAAGGUGUCAGAAAACUGCUUCCAGGCGCUGAAUCGACUCGGGGACGUCCGAAAGGCCGACCGCCUCAUCGAGCUCAAGGACUUGAACUUGUUCCCGACCGUUCAAAUGCUGCUGGAGGUAGAAAGCAAAUACGGCGAAAGUAUCACGCUAGAAGAUAUUCAUGGCCAUGGCCAUGACCAAGUGAAGCAGCACGUUCUCAAGCAGCUGCAGGGAGGCGUGCAAGCCACGACGACUGACACCACGUCGUCUGCCAGCACACACACGGCGAGCGACAGCACACUCCAAACGACGUCCACUUCGUCGUCUACGACUGGCGACGUCACACAGAACUCGACGGCUGGAGGGGCACCAGUGCGGUACAAGGCGAAAACGGACGCUACCAACGACGCGUUUGAGCAGGCCAAGAAGAAUUGGAUGCCCAAGGAUUACGUGGAAACGAGGCGGUAUGAUAGCAGCGCCCCAUGCUGCACCUUCAUCCUCGUGUGGCUAGACUUGAGCGGCAAAUGGCUGACGAAGUGUACGCUCUUACCAAAGCUGCCAACUCGGCGGUGGACGACGGCCAGCCCGUGUAUAUGUACAGCGGCCAAAAAUUGCGGACAAAAGACCUUGAGAAGGACGCGAUGCGGCAGCGCUUGUCCAAGGACCGCCAUGCCACGUACACGUACAGCAAGGAUUUCAAUUCGCUCACGAUGAGCAUGGUGGAUGAAACGAAAUUGGCUCUCCUGGCCGAAGCUGAGUCCCGCGCAAAGUUCACGACCCCCAGCGGCUUCGUGUACCCAGCGCCGCGCCAGCCGAGCGAGUUUUACAAACACAAAGACGCACCGAGCGCCGCCAGAGUCGAAGAUUUGCACUCUCCGUGGAUCGAGAACUUGUACAAUCCGCAGCCCUUGUCUCGGGGCGGAGGCGGCGGCGGUGGCAACAAGUCAAGGCCAUUUGACUGCCUUCCUUCCAAGGACAUGGUGUUUGGAGGCACGAAUGCUGACGGUAGCGUCAACCCCGAGUACUUCAAGUCAGUCCAUCUCGUGGGCGACGGGCUGGCGAAAGAGAUGGAGGAGGCCAAAGCCAAGGAACACAAAGAAUGGCUAGAUAAGCUCGUGGUCGAUCGAGACAAUCUCCGGUUCAUCGCGCAUGGCAACAUUAUGGGUCAAGGACGUGCAAAGCCGUCGCCCCUGGACAAGCCAUGCGACAUCCUGUCUGGCCCUGUUCGAUCGAAACCCUUGCGCAUCGUCCGCGCCGCAAAACUACCGAGCGGAAAGCCCGUCCCAUUGCAAGCCAUGCCUGUGAGCAUCAUGAACCAAGACGUCUACACAGGAGGCGCCAUGAAAGUCAUCAUGCGCGAGAAGGACCCGGCGUUAUUCACUGCCAAGAACGAGCGCGACGAGGGCAAAGACUUUCUGUUCCCAUCGAUCACGCAGAUCCUCGUGCCAGACGUCAACAAGCACACGACCAUCCUCAAGCCGCGGAAGCCACUCGCUGCCGCCGAGAAGACUGGGACGCGAUGGAGCAAUCCGAAUCAAGAUCUCAGGUCGUAGGACAUUGGCAACAGAAAUAUCGGAAAACUAUGGAGAAUGUCUCACAUAUAUAUAG
Molecule: messenger RNA, 3551 nt
Organism: Aphanomyces invadans
Lineage: Eukaryota; Oomycota; Saprolegniomycetes; Saprolegniales; Verrucalvaceae
Exons: 9
Coding region: 39-2657 (872 amino acids)
Source: RefSeq, a predicted model, not a curated record